UUAGGCAUACAAAUUCAAUUCUAAUUUAGUUGCUAAAUUACUUUUUAAAUUCUUGAUCAUUGAGAUUAAUUAUAAAAUAUUAGUAUAAGCAAAUACUAUCCCAUGUAGUUUAAUAUUGAUUUAAAUAAAAUUGGCUGUGGGUAGAAAUAUGAAAUUCAUAAAUUUCAAACUCAUCUGUCAGUGUUGUAAGAAAACUUUAAUUUUUCCAGCAUGAUCUUAAAACUCAUUAGCAGUUUUUCUAAUAUGUAUUUCUAGUCAUACCACAGUUGUAAAAGGAACACACCUUUCAUGGCUUUGUCUACAGAGAAAUUAAUCUUUGUGAAUACUAAAUUUUUCAGAUGAUUGAACUUUAAAUUAUACAACUGAGUUAUUGAAAAGUUAAACCAUUUGUUAUAAGUCAUUAUGAAAUGUAAUAUCUACAUCACCACCUUCUUAGAGAGCUAAGAGCAAUUUAAGUUUUUCCUUUAUUACUGAGAAUCAUCAUUGUAUAAGUUAUUGAACAGUGAAACCUACAGUAAUGUCCUCCAAAGCCUGAGCCUCCUAGGCUCUUGAUACUGUUACUGGGAUACUGUUUCCAAGGUCAUUUAUCUGCUCUUGAUUUUCACCUUCCUUGCUAUAAUAAUUUCUCUGAAAUACUCUCAUUUUUCUUUGGAAAGCCAAAUGGAGUAAAUUUUGAAAAGAAUAACUUUUACUUUGAAAAUUUCUUUUCUAAAUAUUCUCUGGCUUUUGUGUACAUUUUUUGACAGUGUGACCAUGGCUAUUAUGAUCAUUAUUUUAGUAAUGGAACCUGAUAUCACCUAUAUCAUAUCUCACAUAUUUGAUGACAAGAAUAUUACUCUGUAACAUAAAAGAAGAUGGUUUUGUUAUAAUUUCAUAUUCGAUGUACUACAAAGAAAUCAAUUAUUGUACCUAAUGGGUUGUAGAAAGAUGUAGUAUUUGAAAAUUUUUCAGAAGCCUAAAUAGUUCAUGUAACUGAAAAAUCGGAAACAGCCUAGUAUGCCUGUUUUGCUUUUUCUUCCUAGAAAAUUGUGAUUGAUUUACUCUGAAAACUAUUUAAAUAAAGUUAAUAUUUAAGCCUUAGGGAAAUUUGUUGCAUAUUAAUUCUUUUAUGAUAAUAGACUGUCUUGGUAAUAGAUUUUAUUUUCUCAAAGGGCAGCUUAAACUUCACCUUUUUUCUUGUACAUUGUGCUACCAAACACCACCUCUUUUCACAUCUUUAUGCAGUCAGUGGCUUAAUCAGUGGAAGAACUGUCAGAGUGUUCCAUAUUCGCCUGUUCUCCAUGUCACUCACAGCUUGUUAUUCAGCUUUGACCCAUGACCUUAGGGCGGUUGUGCACAUUCUGCUAUACAGAGGAAUAACCUAACUUCUUCUCGACUUACUGGCUGACUACAGAGUUUUCUAUUUUUUCCCUAUUUCUUUCAUAUGACUGACUGCUUGAAUUGCCAUGCUGCAAGCAAACCACGUGUUUUAUUGCCAACUACUCUUACCUUAUAACAUGUGUGUCAUCUCCCAAGUUUCCAUAUUAUCAAUUUUGUCCUAAAAUGGGGUCUCUGAAUAUGAUAGAGACUGGGUGCAGCAUAGAUGCCAAGCAAGUGGAGGAACCGUCUGCAGCUGCAAAUGAAGAAUCACUUUUUCCUUUCUGUAGGGAACCAAGUUAUUUUGAAAUCCCUACAAAAGACUUCCAGCAGCCAUCACAAAUAGCAGAGAGCACUAUUCAUGAGAUUCCAACAAAAGACACAUCAAGUUCCCAUACAGCAGGUGCAGGGCAUGCUUCAUUUACCAUUGAAUUUGAUGACAGUACACCCGGAAAAGUAACUAUUAGAGACCAUGUGACAAAAUUCACUUCUGACCAGCGCCACAAGUCAAAGAAGGCCUCUCCCGGAACUCAAGACUUGCCGGGAAUUCAGACAGGAAUGAUGGCACCAGAAAACAAAGUAGCUGACUGGCUAGCACAGAACAACCCUCCUCAGAUGGUGUGGGAAAGAGCAGAAGAGGAUUCCAAGAGCAUUAAAAGUGAUGUUCCCGUGUACUUAAAAAGGUUGAAAGGAAACAAACACGACGAUGGCACGCAGAGUGAUUCAGAGAACGCUGGUGCGCACAGGCGCUGUAGCAGGCGUGCAACUCUUGAGGAGCAUUUACGACGCCAUCACUCAGAACAGAAAAAGAAGGUCCAGUCUGCUGAAAAGCAUCAUGACCAAACUGUUACUAGCUCUACGCAUCACAGAGGGGGGCAUGGUGUUCCACAUGGGAAAUUGUUAAAACAGAAAUCAGAGGAGCCAUCGGUGUCCAUACCCUUCCUACAAACUGCAUUAUUAAGAAGUUCAGGGAGUCUUGGGCACAGACCAAGCCAGGAGAUGGAUAAAAUGUUAAAAAAUCAAGCUACUUCUGCUACUUCAGAAAAGGAUAAUGAUGAUGACCAGAGUGACAAGGGUACUUAUACCAUUGAGUUAGAGACUCCCAACAGUGAGGAGGUGGAAGCAAGAAAAAUGAUUGACAAGGUAUUUGGAGUAGAUGACAAUCAGGAUUAUAGUAGGCCUAUUAUCAAUGAAAAGCAUAAAGGUCUGAUUAAAGAUUGGGCUAUCAACUCUGCUUCAGUAGUAAUGGAAGAAAGAAAGCCAUUCAGCACACCUGGGUUUCAUAACUCAGAGGAAGGGGUGGCUUCAUCUGGAAGCAAACGUUGGGUGUCACAGUGGGCUAGUUUGGCUGCUAAUCACACAAGACAUGAUCCAGAAGAAAGGCUAAUGGAAUUGUCUGCAACUGUAGAAAACGAGACAGAUGCUAGUGAAGUUGGUGUUUCACUGAGAAGUACUAGCUCUGCAACUUCCUUGGCUAGUCAGGGAGAGAGAAAGAGGCGAACUCUUCCCCAGCUCCCAAAUGAAGAAAAGCCUCUGGAGAGCUCCAGAGCAAAGGUGAUAACACAGAGGUCAGAGAUAGGAGAGAAGCAAGAUACGGAACUGCAGGAAAAAGAAGCCGCUGCCCAGGUACCCCAGCACGAGAAGCAUGAUGCAGACAGAAGCCUGAGUCAAAUGAACAGGGCAGUCAAUGGUGAGAUUCCUAAGACUGGUGGAGACAAUAAAGCCCUCCUUCACUCAGGUAGCUCUUCUAGCAAGGAGAAGAGUGAGACCGAGAAAGAAACUUCUUUGGUAAAACAAACAUUAGCUAAAAUCCAACAACAGCAGGAACAGAAGGAGCAGGCCCAGUGGACUCCUGCUAAACUGUCUUCAAAAAGUGCUUCAGGCCACAUAGAUAAAUAUAGGGAGGAGUCUUCUAAGCAAGAGUCCCAACCUGUAGAAAGAAUUUCAGGACAUUCUACAAGCAAGGGAGAAAGAGUUAUGCAAAAUGAAAGCAAGAGAAGAAAAGCUGAGGAAAUCCCAAAAAGUCAGACUUCCAAAGGAGACAAGAAAGAGUCCUCGAAGUCCUUAGUGCGUCAAGGGAGUUUCACCAUAGAAAAGCCCAGCUCAAACAUACCCAUAGAGCUUAUUCCCCAUAUCAACAAGCAGAGUUCUUCUGCUCCCACUUCCUUAGCCCUGGCAUCUGCAAGCAGACUUCGAGAAAGAAGUGACUCUUUGGAUACUGAUUCUAGCAUGGACACAACCUUGAUUCUAAAAGACACGGAAGCAGUGAUGGCUUUUCUAGAAGCUAAACUGCGUGAAGAUAAUAAUAAAACUGAUGAAGGCCCAGAUACUCCUAGUUACAAUAGAGACAAUUCUAUUUCACCAGAAUCUGAUGUAGACACAGCCAGUACAAUUAGUCUGGUUACUGGAGAGACAGAAAGAAAGUCCACACAAAAGCGGAAGAGUUUCACUAGCCUCUAUAAAGACAGGUGUUCCACGAGUUCCCCUUCCAAAGAUGCUACAAAGUCAGGCACUAGGGAGAAAAUUGAAAAAAAAGCAAAAAGCCGCUCUACAGAUAUAGGUGCAAGAGCAGAUGGUCGAAAAUUUGUCCAGUCCAGUGGAAGAAUCCGGCAGCCUUCUGUAGACUUAACAGAUGAUGACCAGACCUCUAGUGUACCUCAUUCUGCUAUCUCUGACAUCAUGUCAUCUGACCAGGAAACAUACCCCUGCAAACCUCAUGGGAGGACUCCACUCACCUCAGCUGAUGAGCACAAUGUACAUUCCAAACUGGAAGGAGGCAAAGGAACAAAGUCUAAGACUUCUCCUGUUGCCUCUGGUUCGUCAAGUAAAUCGACCACUCUCCCAAGGCCAAGGCCCACCAGGACUUCCCUUCUGCGCCGAGCCCGGCUUGGUGAAGCUUCCGACAGUGAACUUGCUGAUGCUGACAAAGCAUCUGUUGCCUCUGAAGUGUCCACCACAAGUUCCACAUCAAAACCACCCACAGGAAGGCGAACCAUCUCUCGGAUUGAUUUAUUAGCUCAGCCUCGAAGAACAAGACUUGGCUCAUUAUCUGCCCGCAGUGACUCUGAAGCAACAAUAUCAAGAAAUAGUGCCUCUUCCCGCACUGCAGAAGCCAUCAUUAGGAGUGGAGCCAGAUUAGUGCCAUCAGAUAAAUUUUCUCCUAGAACUAGAGCCAACAGUAUCUCGCGGCUAUCAGACUCCAAGGUCAAAAGCGUGACCUCCACUCAUGGCUCUCCUUCAGUAAAUUCAAGAUGGAGGCGCUUUCCCACUGAUUAUGCUUCCACCUCAGAAGAUGAAUUUGGAUCAAACCGUAAUUCCCCUAAACAUACUCGUCUACGUACUUCUCCAGCCCUGAAAACCACUCGCAUGCAGAACACUGGAUCCGCAAUGCCUGCUAGUUCUUCAUUCAAGCACCGAAUUAAAGAGCAGGAAGACUAUAUCCGAGAUUGGACUGCCCAUCGAGAAGAGAUAGCCAGGAUCAGCCAAGAUCUUGCUCUCAUUGCUCGGGAGAUCAACGAUGUAGCAGGAGAAAUAGAUUCAGUGACUUCCUCAGGCACUGCCCCUAGUACCACAGUAAGCACUGCUGCCACCACCCCUGGCUCUGCCAUAGACACUAGAGAAGAGGUAGGAGAUCUUCAUGGAGAAAUGCAUAAGUUGGUUGACCGUGUUUUUGAUGAAAGCCUCAACUUCCGAAAGAUACCUCCAUUAGUUCAUUCUAAAACACCAGAAGGAAACAAUGGUCGAUCUGGUGAUUCAAGAUCUCAACCAGCAGAGCCUCCUGAUCACUUAACAAUUACAAGACGGAGAACCUGGAGUAGGGAUGAAGUCAUGGGAGAUAAUCUGCUGCUGUCAUCUGUCUUUCAGUUCUCUAGGAAGAUAAGACAAUCUAUUGAUAAAACAGCUGGGAAAAUUAGGAUAUUAUUUAAAGACAAAGAUCGGAACUGGGAUGACAUAGAGAGCAAGUUAAGAGCUGAAAGUGAAGUCCCUAUUGUGAAGACAUCAAGCAUGGAGAUUUCUUCUAUUUUACAAGAGCUGAAAAGAGUUGAAAAACAAUUGCAAGUGAUCAAUGCCAUGAUUGACCCAGAUGGAACUUUGGAGGCUCUUAACAACAUGGGAUUUCCCAAUGCUAUCCUGCCAUCUCCACCAAAACAGAAAUCCAGUCCGGUUAAUAACCACAGCAGCCCUGGUCAGACACCAGCACUUUGUGGCCCAGACACUAGGGCUCUGCACCCUGCAGCAGUUGCAGCCUCAACUGAGUUUGAGAACACUGAAUCUGAGGCUGAUUUCAGUAUCCAUUUCAAUAGGUUCAACCCUGAUGGGGAGGAAGAAGACAUUACAGUACAAGAGUGAUGUUCUCUUGCCUGGUAGAGACGCUACCUGUGGAGUGACUAGGGGUAUUGGAAGCAGCAUGGUGUUGACAUACAAAACAAGAGAGCUUGGUCAGCAACAAUCUUACCUUUGUCUUCUUGAUUUAUUUAUUUAUUUUUACCUCUAAUGUGUCAUGCCAGUCUUUUCAAGCCACUCACAUAACCACUUGAAGCACACUUAGCAAAAGGCAGCUUGUGUCAGCUUUGCCUUUUGUGGUUUCUUGAUUUUCAGAUUGAACCAUAUCGUUGCAUCCUUUCCCUUCAGAGAUCUUUGUGUUUGCUUUAAGCCAUUCUGUGACCUACAAACAAACUGAAAUAUCCAAGGUUUCUGAUCCCCUGUGUCUCCUUGUGCCAAGCUACUCCCUGAGAUGAACUUCUCGUCAGCUGUACAGAUUGUUAAACCAUUCAAUUUGCUUCUUAAUAGUAGGUGACACCAUGCUCUGUAGAGUAAAGCAGACCCUCCACAGCAGUCAUCCUGGGUCCUAAGAGUUUUCCAGCAUAGUUUGAUUUAUAUAACUGUUGCUAAGUAACUUGUCUUGGGGUUUACGGAAAUUAAUUAUUAUGUUUGCACUAAGAUUUACUGGGAGUGAUAGAGGGACAUACCUAUAUAUCAUUAAGGACUGAUUUGUCUUUCUGUACAUAGGAAGUUGACAAUACUAUAUUUGUUUUAACCCCACAGUGUUUUACUCCACUUUUCAAAAAGAUCCAUUUGGCACUUUUUUCUUUUUUCUUUUUUCCUUUGCUCUCUCCCUUCCUUUUUACUUCCUUUCUUUCUUUCUACUUUAAGGAAAUAAGAUUUUUGUCUCUCAUUUUAGAUGAAUUGACAGCUAGAAAGGUUAAACUUCACAGAUAGUUUAGGUGGAGUAUAUUUUUUAAAUUAAGAACAUGUAUAUUUAUCCUGUGUUACCAAGUUUUUAUGUGUCAACUGGGGAGGGGGAUCCCUCUGAAAUGAUUAUGAGGUUAAUUUUUCUUCAUUAGGAGACAUUGAGAACCAGUAAUUGUGAGAGUAGUUGAUAGUUCCACUCCCAGUCAUUGAAUUGCUUCUGUGUUUCCCUGUAGGUCCGCAGUAACCCUGUGUCAGUCUUACACAUUUGUAAGGACCCUGCAAGACAGCGAUGCCGACUAAGGCUUUGGGCUAAUAGCUACUAUAAAGAAAGCCUGUGAAAAAUACCUUCUUUAAACUUUGUUUUUUGUUACUGUUUUGUUUUCUUUCUAGUAAACUCACAUUUCGAUAAGUUUUUAAAUAAAGGAAUUAUUUUUGUGUUCCCAGAA
This is a messenger RNA of Arvicola amphibius (Eurasian water vole), 6995 nucleotides long. RefSeq names its product centrosomal protein 170 (gene Cep170). NCBI's taxonomy places the organism in Eukaryota, Metazoa, Chordata, Mammalia, Rodentia, Cricetidae. Gene Ontology annotation, molecular function: protein binding. The record is from RefSeq and is a predicted model, not a curated record. Gene Ontology annotation, cellular component: centriole. The transcript is spliced from 14 exons. Bases 1543 to 5706 code for a protein of 1387 amino acids.